Messenger RNA from Osmerus eperlanus (European smelt), 4850 nucleotides. It is a transcript of the gene ar, whose product is annotated as androgen receptor. Lineage: Eukaryota; Metazoa; Chordata; Actinopteri; Osmeriformes; Osmeridae. Bases 502 to 3033 code for a protein of 843 amino acids. Gene Ontology annotation, cellular component: nucleus; chromatin. The record is from RefSeq and is a predicted model, not a curated record. The transcript is spliced from 8 exons. Gene Ontology annotation, molecular function: zinc ion binding; nuclear receptor activity; estrogen response element binding. Gene Ontology annotation, biological process: male gonad development; positive regulation of transcription by RNA polymerase II; nuclear receptor-mediated steroid hormone signaling pathway.
CAUGACAGGAUGGUAGGGGUUAAGAGUUUUGGUAAUACCUUUCAGCGUAGUCAAGGCAUGGGUGAAACUGUAGCGCAACUCUAGAUUGGUCGGACCGUCCCUCACAAGUGAAUGUUAGACCACGACAGUCGACCGCAGAAUCAUCUCUUAACAUGUUUACUUUUUUCAUUCGAUAGGACGAGAACGAGUCGUGCGUGUGAGUGUACGUUUUCAAAAGCUAUGUUUUUGUACUUUCUACUCGAAGACAGGCUACCGAAGUCGGAAUAAAACUAUUCAUUUUCAAAGUUUGUAUUCGUUUAAGAAACCGUUUACCAUUAACCUGCAAUCAGCACUGACUUGUUGUGCCAUUUUAGUUGUCUACGGUAUAUUUGACUGAAGUUGAUUGUGUGAGAUGAUGGAAUUUUAUUUAAAUACAUAAAUUCUGUUCAAACCUUUUUAGACUUCUUUCAACAAUAUUACUAACUACUCACCACGAGCUACGUUUCUGGAGUUGCCUAUAAUAUGGAGAUUCCCGUUCCAUUAGGAGGAGUUUGUGACUCCCCUAACAUAGUUUUUCGAGGACCUUACCAAAACGUUUUUCACAACGUGCGAGUUGCUCUGCCGAAUAACGCUGUCAACGAAAGCUUGGACUACAGUAGUUCCAAGUACAGUUUCUUGCAAAAUAAGCACUCCUGGGAGAUGCGCCAAACUAAUCGACAAUCACCCCGCAAAGAAAUAUGGCCAGGGACUGCUCGUAAUUCAGAUACCGAGGUAAGAGAAGGUGACAGUAUUGGUUUUUACAGAACACUCGAAGCACAAGCAAGUCGUAUCCAUUUUGUGAAAAGCUCAACAGCAACAAAAAACUGUUUGAAUGGAUCAGACAUUGCAGACAACGGAUCCUGUUGCACUGUCCCGCAAGUAUUCACGGAAAAACAACGCUGUCAACCAGCUGUGCCCCGUCACGGAAAGGAGUUAAGUCCUAACGGUGACGCCUGUGCGGCGAGUACCUGCUCCAACACUGCCUGCACCACCAUCUCAGAAACGGCGAGGGAGCUGUGCAAGGCUGUCUCUGUGUCUCUUGGACUUAACAUGGACUCGAAUGAGAUGACUGAUAUGGGACAUAAUCACAGUAUCUCCAUCUCAAAUGACCAAACUCAAGGAAACUACUUGUUUGACGUUCCUUUAAUUGAUUGUCCUGGGUCUGAAAAAGCUACCUCAGAUUACAAGUGCCAUAUUGAUCGCGGUCCCAGAUCACUACAAAGCGAUAAAGAAAUUCCGAUAUAUAAAAGUUCCACCGUCACUGAAAUUGCAGAGAACUCCGCGGCUCUCCAACAUGUCAGUUCCGCACACCAAUCUAUGGACGGUCAGGAGUUUGGACUGAGUAUAAAUGAUGGUGACUUAACUUCAAAAGAAACUUCUAUGAACAGAGAGGAUGCGCCUUCUGUCUCUUGUCCCUUUGAUCAACUUUUUUACGCUAACUUGCCACAAUUCAGUCAAAGUGACCCAGACAGCAGCUCGUCUCAUGUCUUUUACAAACCCCUUGCUCAAUUCGGUGAAACCGGACAGACUAUGGAGGAUAAAUAUGUAGACUAUCUCCAUCAGCAACACAGUGUUAAGGUUAAAUCUGAGGCCAUCAAUAAUGAAUCAUCAGGAACACCAUGGGGCCUGCAUUAUAGGUACGAUGAAAACGUACAUUAUGGACCCUCCAGACAGAACAUGAAUACAAGUAAUGCGGCACCAGAAGCAACGUUCAUAUGCAACCCGUAUGAAUACGACAAAGGGGGUCUCGUGCACCGCGAACGGCCAAAUCUCGAGGCGUGGUACCCCGGCGCAAUUCUGGGACGGGUGACCUACCCCAACUCUAACUGCAUCAAGAAUGAAGUUGGAGACUGGCUGGAUGUAGCAUACAGUGACCCCAGGUUUGAAAGUGGCAGGGAGCACAUGUUCCCUAUGGAAUUCUUCUUCCCACCACAAAGAACCUGCUUGAUCUGUGCCGACGAAGCUUCUGGCUGCCACUACGGCGCGCUCACCUGCGGCAGCUGCAAAGUGUUCUUUAAGAGGGCUGCAGAAGGGAAACAGAAAUAUCUAUGUGCAAGCCGAAAUGACUGCACCAUUGACAAGCUCAGGAGGAAAAACUGCCCAUCGUGUCGCCUGAAGAAAUGUUUUGAGGCUGGUAUGACUCUGGGAGCUCGUAAACUCAAGAAGAUCGGACAGCUGAAGACUCAGGAAGAUGAUCAGCCCAGCCAGGGUCAUUCUGAGGCUGUCCAGGUCCUCUCUCCCCGGCCCAGCCUCAGCUUCCACUCCCAGCUGGUGUUCCUCAACAUCCUGGAGUCCAUCGAGCCCGAGGUGGUGAACGCCGGUCACGACCAUGGGCAGCCAGACUCCGCCGCCAACCUGCUCACCAGUCUCAACGAGCUCGGGGAGAGACAGCUGGUCAAGGUGGUGAAGUGGGCGAAAGGCCUGCCAGGGUUUCGAAAUCUGCACGUGGAUGACCAGAUGACCGUCAUUCAGCACUCCUGGAUGGGGGUGAUGGUGUUUGCCUUGGGGUGGAGGUCCUACAAGAAUGUCAACGGCAGAAUGCUGUACUUUGCUCCUGAUCUCGUGUUCAAUGACCAUCGGAUGCAUAUUUCCUCCAUGUACGAGCAUUGUCUCCGGAUGAGACACCUGUCCCAGGAGUUUGUUAUGCUCCAGGUCACGCAGGAGGAGUUUCUCUGCAUGAAGGCCCUACUUCUCUUCAGCAUCAUUCCAGUAGAGGGUCUUAAGAGUCAGAAGUACUUUGAUGAGUUGCGUUCUACCUACAUCAAUGAACUGGAUCGUCUCAUCAGCUAUGGGAGAAAGCCAAAUUGCUCACAAAGGUUCUAUCAACUCACACGCCUCCUGGAUUCUCUCCAGCCGACCGUAAGGAAACUCCAACAGUUUACGUUUGACCUCUUUGUCCAGGCUCAGUCCUUGCCCACUAAGGUCAGCUUCCCUGAGAUGAUUGCUGAGAUCAUUUCAGUACAUGUGCCAAAGAUCCUGGCAGGUUUAGCUAAACCGAUUCUGUUCCACAAGUAGUGGGAUUGAUUAUCAUCUGAAGAAAAGAGCAGAUCUGAUCCUGCCUCUAAAAAUGAAAGCCAAGGUUCUGUAUUGCUUCCCUGCAAUUCAGUUUCUUUUUCUCCAAUUUACCUGAUAGCUCAGCGUACCCUUCUAUAAUCAUGACAUCACCAGUAGCAGUAGUGUUCUUGCUUAUCUGACAUAAUUGAGAUCAUUUUCUCAAUUCGACAGCCAAGUUUUGGCAUUUAUCUCAAGAGUUGCAAAGUGUCACCUUGUUGACAGCCCUAUCUCAUAUUUCUAGGGAAGGAAAAUCACAUAGUACUUUUAGGGUCCGAAGUGAGAUGAAAACAACAUCCAUUACUGAUCGUUUAACUCAUCUAUGCACAAAUUGGAACAUGUAAGAUCUUGAUAUGUACAUUUUGAAUUGUUUAUCUAAAGUUAUGCAGAUAAUUCCUGAAUACUUCUUCAUAUACAUAGACAGUAGUUUAUCUGUAUUUAGUAACUGUUCCAUUCAUGUAUUAGACUAUGUACCCACAGUACAGUUAUCACACAUACAAUACAAAAUACAUCAAAAUAGUAGUUGCACUUACAGCUUUCUGGUAUACAGUUUAGAUCAGAUACAUAUAUACGCACAGCUUUUCUAAUGAUGCUGUCAUGAUUUUAUCUAGUUUUAAUUUGUAAAUUAAUAUGCUUUUUUUUUACCAGUUGCAAGCCGAGUUCUUCUGUGGAUCUCUCUGUUUAGAAUUUAAAGAUCAAACUCAAAGUGUAACUAGUUUAAAUAUCGUGUGAGUAAUAAUUGGGGAAAAUUGAUGGUCAAACCGAACAUACAUAAAUUGUUUCACCAGUUUCAAUGUUUAAAACAUGCUGGUUUUGCUUGCCCGUAACGGCCCAUCUCUGUAUUUGAACACAAUUUAUUAGUGGCAUCUGAACAAAGAUGAACUGGUCAUCUUAAAUAAGUGCUUGUUAAAAUGGAAUUAAAUGAAUUUAAUCUAAACAUGACAUGGCAUAUUAGUAGCAGUUGAAAUGGUAUAAACAUUGCAGUCAAAAAAGCAAUUUUUAUGACCUUGACAUUUGCGAUAAGUAAAGGGUUAUUUGGGAUUCACAGAAACAUUCUACUUUCUUUAAUCCAGUUACAAUAUGCUCUUAAUGUGAAUAUAGCAACAAUAUUUUAAGACAAUCUUGCUCACUGUACCAAGGACCUUGAUUUGUGUUUGUGAUAUUGCAAUACCUGUGAGCUUUACUAACUGCAUGCAGAUUCCAUGUGGCCCUUUGUAAUUUUCCAAAACAUAUAGGUGUACUGUAUAUCUUGCAAGUAGGCCCUAUAGUACAACUAUGAUAGUUACUGUUUUCAAUAAUCUCUUGUCUAACUGCAUGUUUAAAUUGUAUUAGUGUAAAUUCAGUAAAGAAGUCAAAUAGAAGUAAAAUAGUAUUGUGCUUGACCAUGAUAAUUUGAAACAUAUACCAUUUUGUCCACAAGAAGAUUGCUUUCUGUUACUUCAGGGUGAUCAAAACUACAAUAAGUGCCAAAAUAUGACUAUUCAUUUGCCCUAGCUAAUCACUGAAUCACAUGAACUUUCUGACACUGCAUUCUUACACUAAAACAUGUUUUAAUACACAAGGCGAAACACCAAUCAAGUGAAACAUUUAAUUACAAGUAAGGUAGGAGGAAAAGUGUUUUUUAUGUUGGUUUCUAUGUGGCAUUUUAAUUUGACACAAACAAGUCUUUUUCUGCUAGCUGUGGCGUAAAUUGCUCUACUAAAUUAAUUUGUAUCAGAUUUUAGGUGUAACAUCUGUAAAUGUUCCGUGUAAAACCUGUAAAUGUGUUAAAUGUCUUAACC